Monomorium pharaonis (pharaoh ant) is the source of this 870-nucleotide messenger RNA. It is a transcript of the gene Unc50, whose product is annotated as protein unc-50 homolog. The transcript is spliced from 6 exons. Bases 1 to 807 code for a protein of 268 amino acids. The record is from RefSeq and is a predicted model, not a curated record. Gene Ontology annotation, cellular component: Golgi membrane. Lineage: Eukaryota; Metazoa; Arthropoda; Insecta; Hymenoptera; Formicidae.
AUGAAAUAUUCCACUUCGCCGCCGACAAGUCGGUCUCAAUCGCCCGUUCCGACAGAAUUUUCGUCGUCGUUGCCGAUGCCGGCCGUUUAUAGGCACAAUUGCAUGGGCGCAGCAACUAAAUGCUACAAAUAUCUGAGAAAACUACUGAUGUUUGACCAAAUGGACUUUGAGUUUGCCAUCUGGCAGAUGAUCUUUCUGUUUAUAGCACCACAGAAAGUAUACAGAAACUUCCGAAACAGAAAGCAAACAAAAUCGCAAUUUGCAAGAGAUGACCCUGCAUUUUUAGUGCUGGUCACAUGUUGUCUCUGUGUAUCUACUAUCAUUUGUGGUAUAGUACUGAGUUUAGGAUUUUUCCAAUUUGUAAAGUUGUUAUUUUAUUUCAUCUUUAUUGAUUACUUAGCCAUUGGGUUGUUAAUAACAACAAUAUUUUGGUUUAUCACCAAUCGGUAUCUCAGGAUAGACAGAACGCAGGACGUCGAGUGGGGCUACGCAUUUGACAUCCAUUUGAAUGCAGUAAUUCCUGCAAUAAUCAUACUUCAUAUCUUACUACUAUGUCUAUAUAAUCCUUUGAUAAACAAUGAUACGUUUUUAGCGAGGUUUCUUGGAAAUACUUUUUGGUUCAUAGCUAAUAGUUACUACAUUUACAUUACAUUUCUUGGCUACGCAAAUAUCGAAAUACUUCAUAAAACCGAUUUGAUAUUAUCCACUGCUGUACCCAUAUUAGUAUUGAUAUAUAUCACUGCAUUAUGCGCUGGUAUCAACAUUGGUUAUUUAAUUAUAGAAUUCUAUCAUUACCGGGCCCUGUGAAAUAUUUUUAUUAAAUUCAUGUAUGGAGAUUUUUUGAAAUAACAACCUAGGUGUAUAGAAACC